AUCGGAAUAUUUUUAUUAAUUCAUUCGCAAUCUAAAUUGCAGGACUCAUUCGAUCAAGGAAGGUACUCUUUAAUCGUCCAUGCUUGAUGAGUAGAUAUGGCUGUUUAUUAAGUUAUUUGCAAAAAAGAAACAAAUUUUAAAGGCGAAGUGAUUUCUAUUGAAAGUGAUUCAAAUAUGACGGAAACAGGCACAGGAAAUAUCAGAAAAGACCUUUUAGAUGAAAUAGUGAAUAGAAAGCGAAUGGGAGACAAGAAGUUUCAUUCCGAAACUUCUUUACAACAUUAUGAUGAACCAGAUGAUGAACCUGAUUACGACAUGGAAGCGGAAGCUGAUAGGGAUCCAGGGGUUGUAAAUUCAUCAGUGAAUGGAUCUCCGGGGGAAGAGGUAACCGUGUCCGCCCGGCGGCGGCGCACCAUGUCGCAGCCGGGACCGGGCGCCGGCAACUUCCUGACGGCAAGCGCCGCCCGCGCCGCGCGCCGACGACCGCAGCGCAGCGUCAACUACGCUGCAGAUGUCGAGAGGAAUGAAUCUAUUGAGAAACCAUGGAAAGUUUCAAAUCCGGGAAGGAGUGAUGAUUCCGGCAGCAAUACGCCAGUUGGCGACCGAAACAAUACACUACCAUAUAACGGCACAUACAAAAGCAAUGGCGACGUCAAAUCACUAAAUAGCUACCGCCUUUACGCGCCCGCGAACGACAUGCGUGGCGCCGUGACGCCGCGCAAGCGCUCCGUGGUCACCAUGGACGCGCAGUCCAUACGCUCCGUGGAGACGCACGCGCCGGCGCCGACCCGCCCCGAAGAUAACCGAAGACUUACGAAUGAAUACAUGAAUAUAAUUUUAAGCUCAAUUUACGCCAUAUUAUUAGUGACUUUUGGGAUAAUUGUAUACUUAUCAGAGCCAUUCGUCGAUUUUGUAGAGAACACUUCCACGUAUUAUACAUUGGCGCUGACCUCUGUAGGAUUUAUUUACCACUUAUAUUUAAUUAUUGACAUAAGCCGAUACAAGAAAAUGGCCUUGCAAAAUCUAAGAACUAAAGGUCUGCAUGAGCAGAAAAUUGUGGAGUAUUUUAGAAAACAAGAGGAAGAAUUCGGCCCGAGCUCUCCAGGUACGCCCGGUUCCGAAGCGUUUAGGCCGCCGCCGCCGCCACUCAUUCCCUUGAAACACGCUUAUUGCUUCAGCCAAGGACGACAUUCUGGCAGUUUCUAUCUCAAACUUGGCGCUGCUGGUUUCGCUAUGGGGCACUUAGUCCACUCUGUGCUGCUGAUCGUCAACCAAGUGGCUUACAUAAACGACGAGAACGUGAACACUGACAAGUGUGUCAACUACUCGCAGAUCGCGCAGGACGUCUUCAGCCCCGUAUACUGCUUCCUGCAGCUUUACUUCGUCUUCAAAUACUCAAACGUCAUCAUUUUAAGAAAUAAGGGAUUGGCUAGUUACGCUUUCAUGCACAUCAUUGGCAGUAGUAUUUGCUUCUGGAUUAACACGAUCGUCCGGGAGACGAUGGUCGCGCUCACUAUCUACGCCUACUCCCAGUAUGGACCGAGAGGGCCUUAUGAAAACGCUACUUAUACCCCAGCUUCGAGUGAGCAAAGCAGAUUUUUUGACGUCAGUGGCCUUUACAACGAAGAGUGCUUAGGAUCGACGGCUAUCAUGGGGGUCAUUGAGAGCUUCUCUCCGUACCUUUACCCGUUCAGUGUGGAGUUCAACAUCCUAAUAGUUGCUAUAUACUACAUAAUUUGGAGCAGCAUCGGUAAAUGCGAGAACGAGGAUACCGCGGACGGCACAUCCAGCUUGGGUGAGAACAACAAUUUCUGCCAAAUCCCAACAGCCAACGAAGAGAACGACUUCACGAGUAACAUCGUGAUCCACGCCGACUGCCACGCGUCCAACCGCGGCAUGUUCAUGGGGCUGGUGCUGAUGGUGUUCGUGGUGGGCAUGCUCAUCAUCGGCUUCGUCUUCAGCAGCGGCGGCGAGGGACUUUUGGAGAUCGGAUACUUGAUGAACGAUUCCUCAAAGCUGGGUCUUCACGCGGCUAUAUUCAUUGCAGCGAUAUUCGCCUACUUCCAAACGAGGAAGUUGGAUAUCAACGAACAUCCCAUUUCGCUCCUCGACGACAUAUUACUCUUUAUCUGCAUACCCGCCUUCUUUUUGGAGACAGUUCUGUCUUUGGUGGCUACGAUCACCUUGUUGAAUGUAGUGAAAACUGUAGAUUUGAUACUUAUGAUGAUCCAAGUGGUCCUCCAAACGGCGCUCCUAGUGGACGGUUUGCGUCGCUGCAGCAACAGCCGCAAGCUGCGUCGCACCAAACCCGGCCGGGAGCUGCUCAUGUUCCUCAUCAUAGCCAACGUGGGCAUGUGGCUGCUCAACACGUUCUCGUACAAGAGCCCGGAGAGCCUGGACGAGCGGUACGCGUACUACGGGAAGGUCACGUGGACCAUACUCGGCCACAUCAGUCUGCCGCUCAUCAUGUUCUACCGGUUCCAUUCCAGCGUCUGCUUUGUGGAUAUGUGGGACUCUGCUUACAAACCUGGGGCGGAACAUUAGAACACUUUUUUUUGCUAU
Leguminivora glycinivorella is the source of this 2562-nucleotide messenger RNA. Its product is annotated as proton channel OtopLc-like. Gene Ontology annotation, biological process: proton transmembrane transport. NCBI's taxonomy places the organism in Eukaryota, Metazoa, Arthropoda, Insecta, Lepidoptera, Tortricidae. Bases 175 to 2544 code for a protein of 789 amino acids. The record is from RefSeq and is a predicted model, not a curated record. Gene Ontology annotation, cellular component: membrane. The transcript has 15 exons. Gene Ontology annotation, molecular function: proton channel activity.